AUUGUUUUGUAAUGGAACAAGCGAAACGGAGCACGCCGAGCGAGGAGCACAAGUGUAAGAGUCCUUUAGCGUGCAAUUCCUGGAGAUGUAGAACUCCGGUGAAGCAGAACGCUCAUUUGAAGCGCCUAACGUAUCAGAAUAAUACGCAACGGUUGCCGUUUGCUGUUCUGCCGAAUCAUAACACACCCCCAUCCAAGUUGAGGAAGUUCAUUACUAAAAACCCGUUUGAGCCUGACUUGAUUAACAGACUGCACAUGUCAGCAAUCAGCCCAACUCUAUUUACUAAGGUCCCCAGCCCUAUGCAACAAUCAUCAGAGUUUACGUGGAGCAUAGACGAAUUGGCUCACAUAAAACCAGUAAAGAUCGAAGAAUCUCCCAUGCAACAAAUGUAUUCUCCAGAACCAGAAUUGGAGAGGAGAGCCCAGGCAGCUAUAGAUCGGUUUUUUAAGCAGAAUCAAAUAAUUCCUAGUCCUUGGGGCAUCAAGCGGAAAGACAAUAAACCACCAUUUUUAUCUUUAGACACUCCCAAUAAGUCCUUAAGUCAUUUAAACUCUAUCCAGGAAGUUUCGAAAUCUACAAAAGAUGCAUGGAGUCAGACAAUAUUAUCUCUACCUCUGGAGCUGCCUCAGAAUGUAGAAGAAAUGUUGAAGCCCUUCUUUACUUUUACUCAGGAACAGAAUGCAGACUAUGAUGAUGCAAAUUUGAGUAACAAUUCACUGAGAAGAAAAUUAUUUGUCUGUCAGGACGAAGGUACUGACAAUGAAAGUUUUAUGUCAUUGUCACCAGUAAAAACAAGUGAAUCCAUGUUGUUAGUGCACAGCCCUCCUCAAAGUGGUAUGUUUGUUCAUGGUACUCCAUUAAAGACGCUGCUACAAUUUAGGCGGCAAAGCAAUAAUUCCUCCGUAAUAAUAUCUGAAAACUUAUCACCUAAUAUGUCACCAAUACAAAACGCUGAAAAUAAUAGGUUGUACGAAAAAAUUGAACAUUGCUCUAAUUCAGGCACCCGACUAAAUUUCGCGAUAGAUAUGAACAUAAAUGGUGUAAUCGAGGAAAAAAAUUCAAGUUUGAUUAAUGACUAUCAUUCGUUAGAUAUAUACGAUAGCGAAAAUGACGUAAAAUGUACCAAGGACAAUGGUAAAUUGAUAAUUAUAAAUAAUGAUAAAACAAAUGCAUGUGAUUCUGUUAACAUGGAGGAAACGAAAAGUAUAAAUUCACUUGAUAAUACUAUACACUCUAAUGCCAUCGUACUUACUGAUGAAGGUUAUAAUAAUGAGACUAGUUUAAAAAUUGCGCCGGAAACUACAAGUUUCUCACGCAAGGGUCAUAAAUGGAGUAAUAUAAUGUCUGGUGCGUUCGAGCAACAAAGUAUCUUAAACUUUGUUCAAGAGAGAGACACUGGUUACCAAACUUCUAGCAUGAAUAGUAUAAUGCACACAGUAGAUAGUUAUAAUACUUCAAUGACUCAAAAAUCUCUUUCGAAUGAAAGAAUGACGUCCAGGGAUAAUGUUCAAUUAUCUUGGAAGGAAAAUAUAACGAACGUAUUUAGUUCUACGCCUUCUAAAUAUAAUAAAGAAAGAGAAAGUGGAACUUAA
This is a messenger RNA of Cyphomyrmex costatus, 1592 nucleotides long. It is a transcript of the gene bora, whose product is annotated as aurora kinase A activator-like protein bora. The record is from RefSeq and is a predicted model, not a curated record. Gene Ontology annotation, cellular component: nucleus; cytoplasm. The transcript is spliced from 6 exons. Lineage: Eukaryota; Metazoa; Arthropoda; Insecta; Hymenoptera; Formicidae. Gene Ontology annotation, biological process: regulation of mitotic spindle organization; activation of protein kinase activity; regulation of mitotic nuclear division. Gene Ontology annotation, molecular function: protein kinase binding. The coding region runs from base 12 to 1592 and encodes 526 amino acids.